CCAAGCGUUGCACCUUCGGGCUUACGAGUUUCUAGGCUGCAGUUCAGUGAAUUAAAGGUGCAAUGGAAUCCAAUACCUCAGCACUGUGCAAAUGGGCGACUGCUGGGAUAUGUAGUCAUCUACCAAGAGUAUCCCUAUUGGUAUAGCACCCAAAAAGUAAACUCUAGUAGCCCAGAUGUCAAUAUGCUUGUGUUGAGUGGUUUUAAAGCAGCACGUUCCUACAGAGUGUGGGUGGCUGGGUUCACACACGCAGGAACUGGACCUCAGUCAUCUCCAUAUUACGUCACAACUGGUAAAUUGAACAAAUCGACGUGA
Porites lobata is the source of this 315-nucleotide messenger RNA. The record is from the annotation of a GenBank genome assembly. Lineage: Eukaryota; Metazoa; Cnidaria; Anthozoa; Scleractinia; Poritidae.